Plectropomus leopardus (leopard coralgrouper) is the source of this 1100-nucleotide messenger RNA. RefSeq names its product R-spondin-3-like. NCBI's taxonomy places the organism in Eukaryota, Metazoa, Chordata, Actinopteri, Perciformes, Serranidae. The record is from RefSeq and is a predicted model, not a curated record.
AGCCCACAGCAGCUCACCCAAACUUACAAUAAAUCUGGGUUGCGACUAUCAUGAUGGUUUCUCUUCUGUUUGCGUUCUUCGUGGCGUUCUGCCGGCUUCAGUGAUCUCAUGGAAUGCACGUUGAAUUUUUCUUCAAGAAAACGUUUGCACUCGAAUGCUCUCUCACCCAGACUGCAGCCUCUACAUGGGUCCAUUUGAGUGAACUUUAUUUUAAAAUGUACAUCGUGGGAUUUUGGAUGUGAUGCAAGGCAUCGAUGCUGCACUGAAGGAGAAGGAAAAUGCGAUUGCCAUCAAUAAUUUGGAUUCUGCACUUCAUGAAUCUUACAAAAGGCCUUGAUGACGCAAGACGUAGCUCCUCCGUGAGCAGACUCUGUCCGUCAGGUUGUGUGACCUGCUCUGCCCUGAACGGCUGUCUGUCCUGUAAACCUCGUCUCUUCUUUCACUUGGAGCUGGACGGGAUGCGGCAAAGGGGCGCCUGUCUGUCCACUUGUCCCCGGGGUCACUAUGGCAAGCGCUCUCCGCACAUCAGCGCCUGCACCAGGUGUAAGGAGGAAUGCGCCUCCUGUUUCAGUGAAAGUUUCUGCACACAUUGCCGCCCAGGUCACUUCCUGUUCCGCGGAAAAUGUGAAAACAGCUGUCCAAAUGGGCUGACGGCAAACGCAGUACUGCGAGAAUGCACAGACUGUUCUCCAGGCUGCGAGUUGUGUGUGAGGAGGAACAUGUGUGUGAGAUGCAGAGCAGAGCUGUACUUUCUCCACGGCCAGUGCCAUCAAACCUGCCCAACGGUAUUCGAACCUGAUGUGCAGCUGAUGCAAUGCGUCCUCCCCGUGCACUGUGAGGUCGGAGGAUGGACAUCUUGGGGUCCAUGUGUUCGGAAAAAGAGCAAGCAGGCCUUCAGGAGGGGACAGGAGACACGUAUCCGACAAGUUCUGCAGCAUCCAAGUGUUUACGGUGACCCCUGCCCUCAUGUGUCAGAGAUCAGGAAGUGUGUUGUCAAAAAGAGACUGAAGAGUCGACCCAGGUUCUAAUAAGUUAAAAGGGAGCCCCUUAUAGACUUUUAGUUGAAAUUUCAGAGAUAUUCAGAUUGUUAUUGCACAUUU